AAGUGUGGGAAAGAGAGGGGAAAGCAGCACAAUUGGAUAAGCGAAUCAUGGUUGGCCAUCGAGUGAAAUCAUGUUUAGCUCGCUAUAAAUGAAUCGUACAUAGUUAAAGUUCCUAUAUGUUUGUUUCUUAUUGUUCCGUGGUUUCCUAAAACUAAGAUUUUGAGGAGCUGGUUUGCGACGUUUGGCUAAUGGUACAAAGUGGUUGGCUGCAGGAAAUGGAUCAGUCUGUGGCAAUUCAAGAGACUUUGGGUGACGGGGAAAAUUGUAUCAUAGUAUCCUAUUUUUAUUGCGAAGAAAAUCAGCAGUUUUUGUCCACUGUUUGACUGUGGUUAACUAGUUAGCUAGCUACAAGUCCUAACAAUAGUUCAGCAGUGAGGAUAUUCGAUCACAUCAUCAAAAUACAGGCCGAGGUUUUGACCGCAGGAAUUAAGAUGCUGUACGUGCAUAGUCCUCAACAAUAUGAUGCACUAAAUGCUGCACACGACUUGUAACGUGUAUGUUGAAAUCGUUUUGGUUUUGCCCUAAAAGACGCGAAACGUUUGAUAUAUAUCAAGGCCGUAUGCGGAGCACGCCCGCUAAGAUACACUUAGUUUACUGUUAAAAGUCAAUUGUCUUACAGGAUUUGUCCACACGGGGUCUCUUAAGUGCACCACUACGAAUGGUGUUUCGUUUCCCACGUUCCAUUAAUUUAACCUACUAGGUUACUAGCCGACACAAAGUAAUACCCUUUUGCCAGUGCCACAGGAUUAUAAAUAUAAAUAUAUUCUUAACAAAGUACUGUAAACAUGCUGUUCAAUGUCUUCUCCUGGACAAUGUGAUGGAAAGCAGGCUUCUGGGUCUGGUGGAACAUAUCAAGGAACAUGCGUUAUUCUUGUUUACUCACAGAAGAAUGGCAAUUACUGGUAAUGAUGUAACACUGCAAGAAAUAAUUCCCAUUUCAUAUGACUUUUCUGUUGUUGAAGUGUCCUCUCCAGAUGAGCUUGCUGUUGUUGGUGCAGACACUCGAGUGCGGUUAACAUUCUUUAAUGAGAAGAUGGAGUGCAAGUUACCUUUCGGUUCCCAAACACGUCUCUUCCUUAGUGAGGUUAACAGAGCCUGGUGUGAUGUUUGUGAGCAGUACCCAGAGGCCCCGAAAUUUGACUGGCUUACCAAGUACCAGAAAAACUCUAAAGGGCUUGGAUCAGUACCACCCAUUGCAACAUCAGUUGGAAAGAUAACUAAAACAGAGAGAUCUCCUAGAGCCAACAAUAGACGACAGAAUGAGGACACAAACAUAAAUACCAGCACAGAAAAGUCCAGAGAAGACGGUGUUUGUGGGAGUGGCCAGGGGACAGUGAAGGGUGAGGGAAGGAAUGAGCUGGUUCGCUCAUCCAGGCACACGGUAUCCAACAAAGCCCAGAUGCUCACCAUGCCCCAGUUUGGCCUACGAGACAACCUCAUCAAGUGUGAACUCCUCAAGAAUGAGGAAGCGUACACCUAUAUUCAGAACUUCAACUUUUUCCUGGGCACGUACAAUGUAAAUGGGCAGACACCAAGGGAGAGCCUGCGUCCAUGGCUGAGUGCCACACCUCAGCCUCCUGACUUCUACUGUGUAGGAUUCCAGGAGCUGGACCUUAGUAAAGAGGCGUUUUUCUUUAAUGACACACCCAAGGAGCAGGAAUGGAUGAAAGCUGUGUCCGAGGGCCUCCACCCAGAUGCCAAGUAUGCCUUAGUGAAGCUGGUGCGACUAGUAGGGAUCAUGCUGCUCUUCUAUGUGAAGAAGGAGCAUGCCAAGCACAUCUCCGAGGUGGAGGCAGAGGCUGUAGGCACAGGAAUCAUGGGCAGAAUGGGAAACAAGGGUGCUGUUGCAGUUCGUUUCCAAUUCCACAACUCAGACCUCUGUGUGGUGAACUCCCACCUGGCAGCACAUAUAGAGGAGUAUGAGAGACGCAAUCAGGACUACAAGGACAUCUGCAGCAGGAUGCUCUUCAGACAGCAGGACCCGACACUUCCACCUCUCACUAUCCUGAAGCACAGUAUUGUCCUAUGGCUUGGUGAUUUGAAUUAUCGAAUAAGUGAACUGGAUGUUGACUAUGUGAAAGACCUUAUAUUGAAAAAGGAUUUCGAAACACUUCACAAUUAUGACCAGUUGAAAAGGCAAAUGGAUGAAGAAACUGUGUUUGUGGGCUUUAUGGAGGGAGAGAUUGAUUUUCAACCAACAUACAAGUAUGACACUGGCUCAGACUACUGGGACACCAGUGAGAAGUGUCGGGUCCCAGCCUGGUGUGAUCGCAUCCUGUGGCGAGGGAAGAACAUCGUCCAGCAGUAUUACCAGAGUCACAUGACCCUGAGAACCAGUGACCACAAGCCCGUCAGUUCUCUGCUGGAGAUAGGGAUCAAAGUGGUGAAUGAGGAGGCUUAUAAAAAGACGUUUGAGGAUAUAGUACGGUCCCUGGACAAACUAGAGAAUGAGUGCAUUCCAUCAGUGUCUGUGUCUCAGAGUGAGUUCCACUUCAAGGAUGUGAAAUUCAUGCAGCAUCGAUCUGAGACUCUGAAGCUUCACAAUGACGGUCAAGUGCCAUGUCAGUUUGAGUUCAUCCAGAAGCUUGAUGAACCAGCCUACUGCAAGCCCUGGCUCACUGCAAACCCAGCCAAAGGCUUUCUUGCCCAAGGAGCCAGCAUAGACAUUGAUCUGGAGGUGUUUGUGAACCGCUCCACGGCUCCAGAGCUUAACUCGGGUCAGCAGCAGCUCGAGGACAUUUUGGUGCUUCACCUGGAGAGGGGCAAGGACUACUUUAUCUCCAUCACAGGCUCCUACCUGCCAAGCUGCUUUGGAUCAUCCAUUCAUACCCUCUGCCAGAUGAGGGAACCCAUUCAGGAAAUGCCCCUAGAGAUGAUCCACAGACUAAGUAUGUUAUCACCCAGUGAGAUGAGUAUUCCAUGCACUGAGAAGGCUUUAGACAUUCCAAAAGAAAUAUGGAUGAUGGUGGAUCAUCUCUAUCGCAAUGCCAGCAAACAGGAAGACCUCUUUCAGCAGCCAGGCCUACGAAGUGAGUUUGAGGUGAUCAGGGAUUGCUUAGAUACAGGCACGCUUGACUCCCUCCCUGGAAGCAACCACUCAGUGGCUGAGUCCCUGCUGCUGUUCCUUGAUGCCCUACCUGACCCAGUGGUCCCAUUUUCAGUAUACCAGGAGUGCCUGGAUUGCAGCUCCAAUAUUGGCCAGUGUAAAAAGAUUAUUUCCUUGCUACCUCAGUGCCAUAAAAAUGUUUUUAACUAUUUAACGGCAUUUCUUCGGGAAUUGUUGAAAAAUUCUGCCUACAAUCGCUUGGAUGUCAAUAUUUUGGCCACAAUAUUUUCUGCCUUAUUGGUAAGGCCCUCCACAAAGCAAGACCAAAUGGAGAAGAGGAAAACAAGAGAGUUUUUCCAGCAUUUUCUUAUUCAAGACUCCCACUAAUGUACAUUAAUAUCAUUGUUAUUUUAAUCCAAAUAACUGCUUAAGGAAAUAGCUGUAGUUUAUGUGCCAAGAUUGCUCAAUUUUUAUUCAGCACAUUUUAGUUGAACUGCUUACAUUUUACUUCAAAGCUUUUUAAAUAAAAUAUAAAACAGCUUUUUUAUUAGGCAGCAGGAAUGCUGAUGUAUCUAUAUAGAAAGUAGUCAUUAUUUAAAGAUCAAAUGUAUUAGAAUUUUUACUGUUUGUAAAUA
Molecule: messenger RNA, 3681 nt
Organism: Electrophorus electricus (electric eel)
Lineage: Eukaryota; Metazoa; Chordata; Actinopteri; Gymnotiformes; Gymnotidae
Source: RefSeq, a predicted model, not a curated record